Molecule: messenger RNA, 700 nt
Organism: Sclerotinia trifoliorum
Lineage: Eukaryota; Fungi; Ascomycota; Leotiomycetes; Helotiales; Sclerotiniaceae
Source: the annotation of a GenBank genome assembly
AUGGCAGAUAUUGAUGAUGGUACAUCCGCACCAGCGGAGCCCCUUGAUUUGGUGCGACUUUGUCUCGACGAGGUUGUUUAUGUUAAAUUGAGAGGAGAUAGAGAAUUAAAAGGAAGGCUUCAUGUGGGAUAUACCCUUGCAAAAGCUUCCAGAGGUCAUACUAAUUAUUGGUAGGCUUAUGAUAGUCAUUGCAACUUGGUAUUGGGUGAUGUGGUAGAGACCAUAUAUGUUGUGGAGGAGGGUGAAGAAGAUGAUGAAGAGGAAAUCAUAAAGGUUGGUCUAUGUUCUUCUUAACAGAUGCUUCUGGCUAACUCUUGCUCCCCAGACCGUCGUUAAGAAAUCCGAAAUGUUGUUUGUUAGAGGUAAGUUCUCUUAAGCUUGGAGUUGGGUCAUUAUCCUAUAUCUAAUAUUCUUUGAAUUAGGCGACAGUGUUAUACUUAUUUCACCUAGAUCCUCAUGAUAUCACAUAUCGACAUGCCACAAUACGAUGGAAAGUAGACAUCUACUGGAGAGGAAAAUGCCACAUCAGAAGAACCCAUGAAGGAUGGAAUAAUGAGAACUACGGCGGGCAUAAAAGGGACAAAAUUUCAUAGCGGGCUGGCGACAAUUACUAAAAUUCGAUAUCUCCAUAGGCCAUGAAGGAUAAAUAGGCGCGAGAAGGAAACACGAAUAAUAUAUGCAAAUACUUCAGUCAAGAUAC